Messenger RNA from Orycteropus afer afer, 5256 nucleotides. It is a transcript of the gene MARF1, whose product is annotated as meiosis regulator and mRNA stability factor 1. Lineage: Eukaryota; Metazoa; Chordata; Mammalia; Tubulidentata; Orycteropodidae. Gene Ontology annotation, biological process: post-transcriptional gene silencing. Gene Ontology annotation, molecular function: RNA nuclease activity; CCR4-NOT complex binding; mRNA base-pairing post-transcriptional repressor activity. Gene Ontology annotation, cellular component: cytoplasm; peroxisome. The record is from RefSeq and is a predicted model, not a curated record.
GGGUGGUGCGGUGUGGAAGCGGAAGUGGAGGGUGCGCUUGGCGGCGGCGGCGGGAGCUGUGGAGUCGGGAAUCAAAACAAAGGGCCUGGGAGGGCGGGGGUGAAGGCGGCGGGGCCGGAAUGUGAGCGGAGGUGGAGCUGGCGGCAGAGGGGGGAAGAAUGAAAGAAAAGAAAGAUGAAAGAAUGUUGAACCACUCUGUAUGGCUGUAUGAUGGAAGGAAACGGAACUGAGAAUCCCUGCAGUAGAACACUUGGAUGGCUUAAACAAGAUAAUGAUGCUAAGCCAUGGCUUUGGAAAUUCUCUAAUUGCUUUUCUCCUCCUGAGCAGACAUUGCCACUUAGUCCCCAAACGAAAGAUUACAUGGAGAACAAGAAAGCUGCUGUGGAAUUAAAGGAUGUACCAUCUCCCCUUCAUGCUGGCUCUAAACUUUUUCCAGCAGUCCCACUUCCAGAUAUUCAUUCUCUUCAGCAACCUAAAAUACAACUUUCAACUGUCCCCAAAGUAAGCUGCUGUGCUCAUUGCACUAAUGAACCCUCCACGUCGCCAAUGCAUUUUGGUGGUGGUGGUGGUGGUAGUGGAGGUACUGGUAGCUUGAUUCACACGGGCGCACUGUUAGACUCGCAAAGCACCAGGACAAUCACGUGUCAAGUAGGGUCAGGGUUUGCUUUCCAGUCUGCCUCGUCACUCCAGAAUGCCUCAGCUAGGAACAAUUUGGCAGGCAUUGCAAGUGACUUUCCCAGCAUGUGUCUAGAAAGUAACCUAUCUUCCUGCAAACACCUGCCCUGUUGUGGAAAACUCCAUUUCCAAUCAUGUCAUGGUAAUGUGCACAAGCUGCAUCAGUUUCCAGCUCUCCAGGGCUGCCCCUCUGCGGCUGGCUAUUUCCCUUGUUCUGAUUUCACGAGUGGGGCUCCAGGGCAUUUGGAAGAGCACAUUUCACAGUCGGAACUAACGCCUCACUUGUGCACCAACUCUUUGCACCUAAAUGUGGUACCACCGGUUUGUUUAAAGGGCUCACUUUACUGCGAAGACUGUUUAAACAAGCCGGCAAGAAAUAAUAUAAUUGAUGCUGCUAAAGUCUGGCCAAAUAUACCACCUCCAAAUACUCAAACUGCACCUAUCGCUAUCCCUCUGUGUAAUGGCUGUGGAACCAAAGGAACAGGAAAGGAGACCACGUUGUUAUUGGCGACCAGUCUAGGCAAAGCUGCUUCGAAAUUUGGGUCACCAGAAGUUGCAGUAGCUGGACAGACGCUAGAAAACUUACCCCCAAUUGGAGUUUUUUGGGAUAUUGAAAACUGCUCAGUUCCCUCUGGCCGGUCAGCUACUGCUGUUGUACAAAGAAUCCGUGAGAAGCUUUUUAAAGGCCACAGAGAGGCAGAAUUCAUCUGUGUGUGUGACAUCAGUAAAGAAAACAAAGAAGUUAUUGAAGAGCUGAAUAACUGCCAGGUAACUGUUGCCCACAUCAAUGCCACUGCAAAGAAUGCUGCUGAUGAUAAACUCCGACAGAGUCUCCGACGGUUUGCAAAUACACACACUGCUCCAGCCACUGUAGUUCUUGUGUCAACUGAUGUCAAUUUUGCAUUGGAGCUUAGUGACCUGAGACACAGGCAUGGUUUCCACAUAAUUUUGGUCCAUAAAAACCAGGCCUCAGAAGCACUGCUGCAUCAUGCUAACGAGCUGAUCAGAUUUGAAGAGUUCAUUUCCGACUUGCCCCCCAGGUUACCACUAAAAAUGCCACAGUGCCAUACUCUGCUCUAUGUUUAUAACCUACCAGCAAAUAAAGAUGGCAAGAGCAUCAGCAAUAGGCUCAGACGCCUGUCCGAUAAUUGUGGUGGGAAAGUGUUGAGUAUCACAGGCUGCAGUGCAAUUCUCCGCUUCAUAAACCAAGAUAGUGCAGAACGGGCUCAGAAGCGAAUGGAAAAUGAAGAUGUCUUUGGUAAUAGGAUCAUUGUGUCAUUUACUCCAAAAAAUAGAGAACUCUGUGAAACAAAGAGUUCAAGUGCAAUUGUUGAUAAAGUGAAGUCUCCCAAAAAACUUAAGAAUCUAAAAUUGUGCCUCAUCAAAGAUGCAAGUGAACAAUCUUCCAGUGCCAAAGCCACGCCUGGAAAAGGGUCACAGGCAAAUUCUGGAUCUGCUACAAAAAAUGCAAAUGUUAAAAGUUUACAGGAGCUGUGCCGCGUGGAGUCCAAGACUGGUAAUAGAAACAGUGAGCCUCUGCAGGGUAACGUGAGGCUGGUCACCCCUCCUCACAGUAAUCCAAGUGCUACAGUGCCGACAUCUAAAACCUUGGGGAUGGCAGAAUCAGUUUACAAAGGCAAUCAGAAAAAAGAAAACCUCAGUGCCCGAAGUGUUACCAGUUCUCCUGUAGAAAGAAAAGAUAAAGAGGAGACUAUGUUCCAAGUCAGUUACCCAUCUGCUUUUAGCAAGUUGAUUGUGUCAAGGCAUGUCGGACCUUUACUCACAUCCCAGUCUUGGUCUUCUCGGAGUAUGUCUCCAAACCUUUUAAACAGAGCAUCCCCACUUGCUUUCAACAUUGCAAACUCAAGCAGUGGUGCAGACUGCCCAGACCCAUUUGCAAAUGGUGCUGACAUCCAGAUCAGCAACAUAGAUUACAGAUUAUCCCGGAAGGAGCUGCAGCAGCUCAUGCAGGAAGCCUUUUCCAGGCAUGGCAAGGUGAAGAGUGUUGAGCUCAGCCCCCAUACAGAUUAUCAGCUCAAGGCUGUUGUCCAGAUGGAAACCUUACAAGAAGCAAUCAGUGCAGUGAAUAGCCUCCACAGAUAUAAAAUCGGCAGCAAGAAGAUACUGGUCUCACUUGCCACAGGAGCUACUAAUAAAUCACUCUCUUUACUGAGUGCUGAAACAGUGUCUAUUCUUCAGGAUGCUCCUGCCUGUUGUCUGCCUCUUUUCAAAUUUACAGAUAUCUAUGAAAAGAAGUUUGGACACAAGUUGAAUGUGUCAGAUUUAUAUAAGUUAACAGAUACAGUGGCAAUCCGUGAGCAAGGAAAUGGAAGACUGGUGUGUCUCUUACCUAGCAGCCAAGCCCGUCAGAGCCCCUUGGGGUCUUCCCAGUCACAUGAUGGCUCCUCAGCAAAUUGCAGCCCAAUUAUAUUUGAAGAGUUAGAAUAUCAUGAGCCUGUCUGCCGACAGCAUUGUUCCAAUAAGGAAUUCAGUGAACAUGACUUUGAUCCAGACUCUUAUAAGAUUCCUUUCGUGAUUCUUUCUUUGAAGACAUUUGCACCCCAAGUUCAUAGUCUUCUCCAGACACAUGAGGGCACAGUACCUUUAUUAAGCUUUCCAGAUUGUUAUGCUGCAGAGUUUGGUGAACUAGAAGUGGUACAGGAAAAUAGAGGGGGUGUUCCCUUGGAACACCUCAUCACCUGUGUUCCAGGUGUAAACAUUGCCACAGCACAGAAUGGUGUCAAAGUAGUUAAAUGGAUUCACAAUAAGCCCCCACCUCCAAAUGCAGACCCUUGGCUUCUGCGUUCUAAAAGUCCUGUAGGGAACCCCCAGCUGAUCCAGUUCAGUAGGGAAGUGAUUGACUUACUAAAGAACCAGUCAUCCUGUGUCACACCAAUUAGUAAUUUCAUCCCAUCCUAUCACCAUCAUUUUGCGAAGCAGUGCCGAGUGUCAGACUAUGGCUAUUCCAAGUUGAUUGAAUUAUUAGAAGCAGUGCCUCAUGUAUUGCAGAUUCUGGGACUGGGCUCCAAACGUUUGCUGACGCUUACCCACAGGGCCCAGGUGAAGCGCUUUACUCAGGAUUUACUAAAACUUCUCAAAUCCCAAGCCAGCAAACAGGUCAUUGUGAGAGAAUUCUCACAGGCGUAUCAUUGGUGUUUCUCGAAGGACUGGGAUGUCACUGAAUAUGGUGUUUGUGAGUUGAAUGAUAUCAUAUCAGAAAUUCCAGACACAACCAUUUGCUUGUCUCAACAAGAUAACGAAAUGGUGAUUUGCAUCCCCAAAAGAGAACGGACCCAGGAUGAAAUAGAAAGGACAAAACAGUUUUCCAAAGAUGUUGUUGACCUGCUCCGUCACCAACCCCAUUUCCGGAUGCCCUUCAAUAAAUUUAUUCCUUCUUACCAUCACCACUUUGGUCGGCAGUGCAAACUCUCAUACUAUGGAUUUACCAAACUACUUGAACUGUUUGAAGCCAUACCUGAUAUUUUACAAGUACUGGAAUGUGGAGAAGAAAAAAUCCUUACUUUGACAGAGGUAGAAAGGUUCAAAGCUCUCGCUGCCCAAUUUGUUAAACUCCUUCGGUCCCAAAAGGAUAACUGCCUUAUGAUGACAGAUCUACUCACAGAAUAUGGUAAAACUUUUGGCUACACAUUUCGUCUGCAAGACUAUGAUGUCAGCUCAGUUUUGGCUUUAACUCAGAAACUCUGUCAUGUUGUGAAGGUUGCUGAUACAGAAUCUGGCAAACAGCUUCAGCUGAUCAACCGAAAGUCUCUACGAUCUCUCACUGCCCAGUUGCUGGUAUUGUUGAUGUCUUGGGAAGGUACAACCUUUAUUUCUGUUGAUGAGCUAAAGAGACAUUAUGAAACCACCCACAGUACUCCUCUCAACCCCUGUGAAUAUGGAUUUAUGACCUUGACCGAACUUCUAAAGAGUCUACCUUACUUAGUUGAGGUUUUCACUAAUGAUAAGACAGAGGAAUGUGUGAAGCUUACAAGUCUGUAUUUGUUUGCAAAGAAUGUGCGGUCUUUACUUCAUACUUACCACUACCAGCAGAUUUUUCUCCAUGAAUUUUCUGUGGCCUAUACCAAGUAUGUUGGAGAAACACUGCAACCCAAGUCAUAUGGCUACAAUAGUGUAGAGGAGCUCUUGGGAGCAAUCCCUCAGGUGGGUCCCAGUCAGACGGAGCAGGAGCUUCUGCACCUGACCAGCAGCUCUCCUGUCGACCUCUUGUGUGAGCCCGUCCCUUCUUGUUUGCCAUCCCCUCAGCUGAGACCAGAUCCUGUCGUCCGCCAAUCUGCUGAUCUCAUUCAGUUUGAGGAACACCCUCAAGAUCCUUCUGAAAUGAUUAUUUUAAACCAAGAAGAGAACAUUGAAAUUCCAGUACCGAUAAAGAACGAAAAACUGACCUCUGAUCCCAGGUCAGCUUGUGUCUCAGCAGCUACCCCUGUGCCACCCUGCUCCUCCUCAGAAGCCCCAGAGUUGCCAUCCAGCAAGGACCCUAUGGAAAGCCCAGCCAAAAAGCAACCCAAAAAUAGAGUAAAAUUGGCCGCCAACUUUUCCUUUGCACCUAUAACCAAGCUUUGA